Messenger RNA from Siniperca chuatsi (mandarin fish), 3347 nucleotides. RefSeq names its product torsin-1A-like. The transcript has 5 exons. Gene Ontology annotation, biological process: nuclear membrane organization; protein localization to nucleus. Lineage: Eukaryota; Metazoa; Chordata; Actinopteri; Centrarchiformes; Sinipercidae. Gene Ontology annotation, molecular function: ATP binding; ATP hydrolysis activity; kinesin binding. The coding region runs from base 457 to 1440 and encodes 327 amino acids. The record is from RefSeq and is a predicted model, not a curated record. Gene Ontology annotation, cellular component: endoplasmic reticulum; nuclear envelope; endoplasmic reticulum lumen.
ACAAACUGUGUUGGCAGAUUUAUGACCAACAUCCUGAUCAGGAGUUAGUGCUGCGGAGGCUGGGAAUCCGACUGCUAUGGAGGAAGAUCUAAAGUAUCUAGAGCCUGAUUUGAAUUUAUCACUGCUCUUUACUUCACAAUUGUACUUUAACUGGUGCACAUUGAUGAGGCACAAAAAUGGACUGGCACUAAACGGUACACAAUUGUCUCUCAAAAGGGCACUUCCCCAGCAACAAGCAUUUCUACCCUUUAAGUACACACCCGAACUUCUAUUUCUGAGUGUGAUAUAGGGACAUGUAGACAACAGCUCAUGAAAAAUGUUGCUUGACUGGUUCGCUUUGUCGGAAGUUACCCGCACAAAGAAGCUAUUAGCCAGCUGGAACAGUGAGGUCUUACCGUGUUAAGAUUGUUUUACUAGUUAAAAACGGCUGAAUUCUGGAAUUAAGUGGUUUCAACGAUGAAAGCAGUACAAAUAUAUUUGUGGUUACACAUUAUUUUGACAGCCAGUGUCCCAGUAAACACAUUUAAUCCAUUCGGGAAAAUGUUUGACGGUGUCAAAAAUCUGUGGCAGAAGAUCUACAAUCCAGAUGAAAGUUGUGAUUCGAAAUGGAUUUCCUUUAAUGAAACAGGUCUCCAGGUUGACCUGGAAAGCAAACUGUUCGGACAGCACAUUGCCUCACGCGUCAUCCUGAAAGCUGUGAAUGGAUUCAUGAGCAACGACAACCCGAAGAAGCCCCUGGUGCUCUCUCUGCAUGGACGGACCGGCACAGGGAAGAACUUUGUUAGUAACCUGAUUGCUGAAAACAUUUACAAGGAGGGAAUGGACAGCAGCUUUGUUCAUGUUUUCACAGCUGAACUUCACUUCCAGCACAAAAGGAAAUUUGAGAUCUAUAAGGCUCAGUUACAGCAGUGGAUCAAAGGCAAUGUCACCAACUGUGCACGCUCCAUGUUCAUCUUUGAUGAGAUGGACAAGAUGCAUCCUGGCUUGAUUGACAGCAUUAAGCCGUACCUGGACUACUACCACAAGCUGGAUGGAGUUUCUUAUCGGAAAGCCAUCUUCAUCUUCAUCAGCAAUGCUGAAGGGGACAUCAUUACACAGACAGCUUUAGAUUUCUGGAAUGAAGGACGAGCUCGAGAAGAGAUCGAGCUAAAAGACCUGGAAACAUUGCUCUCUGUAUCAGCAUUUAACAACAACAGUGGCUUGCAGCAUUCACGUUUGAUUACCAAGCACCUGGUGAACUUCUUCAUCCCGUUUCUGCCUCUGGAGGACCGGCACGUUGUCCAGUGUGUGUUGGCCGAGAUGAAAGCUAGAAGACUUCAGCCAGACCAGAACGUGGCAGACCAGGUGGCCAGAGAUUUAGUCUAUUUCCCCAAAUCUGAAAGAGUGUUCUCUGUCAGAGGCUGCAAGACAAUACAAAGCAAAUUGGACAUCUACAUAUAAUGUCAGCAUCUGAUGGAUGUAUAAGAUUAUUAUGUGCACUUUUUAACAAAGGAAAACACACUCAGCCAAAUGACUGAGGAGAGGAAGUUAAGCUAAAUAUUAUAAACAAAUAUAUAUAUAUCAUCAUCCCAGCAUUGGUAAACUGGAAUAAGUCUCCCUUUAAAUGUACAACCUACAUUGCCUUUAAACUUUCUGGUCCCACUCCCUUGGUCACUGCCAUACUCUACCGCCCCCCAAAGCCAAACCCCUCCUAUCUUUCUGACUCCUCAGAUUUUCUGACCCAGCUUUGUGCCAUCUCACCCUCCAUUCUCCUCCUGGCUGAUUCCAAUAUUGACAUCUCCAUUGUCAUUAUAACUCUUUGUGCAAAUAUUGUACUUUAAUAGUUAAUACUUUAAUUCACUGUAAAAGAAGUUGAAUUCUAAAGAUGAAUGUGUGCUAGUUGGUCUCUGCAGCUUUCAGAUAUUACCGAUUUCUCGUUUUACCUUAACAAUAAUGACCAACUCGUCUGUAACUGUGAAGCAUUCAUUAUGGAGCCCUGCAACUAACAAAAUGUAGUUAAAGUCUCAGACAAGUCAAAAAUAUGUGUAACAAGUGUUUGUUAGUACUGUGUAAUAGAUUUGUAAUAGCUGUUUGAGGAUGAAUGCUGUAGGCUAAUUGAUCAGAAAGACUAGGAACGGCUGCUGGAGGGCAGGGGUCAGUAAAUAAUAACAAUUGACAGAAUAGUUGAAUUAAGGAAAAGUGUAUUGUACAAAAAAGUGAAUAUAAACAGAACCCAAUAUAUACAUAAACCACUGCAGCAGAAAUAAAUCAAAAAUCAACUUCAAUCAAUUUUAAAUUAAAUCAAAUGUCCAAGAUAUUGUUCAUUGAGGCAGGAAGGAAACAAUAAAAUUCAAUGUCUGUUCUCCCAACUAAGGAUGAAGAACACCGAGGCUGCGCACCGCGUUUGACUCCAUAUGUUUGUUAUUGAGUGAUUUGAAAUGUCCGUUAGCGCGAUUGUCCGGGGGGUUGAAUAUUACAGCGGUUGCGUAGCUCGAGGAGGUGGGAGAGUAAAAGGACAGGCUGUACAGCCUCCUACCAGACCGAAGAGUGUUGGAUGGAUAACAGGAAUGUUGUGUGCUCCAGAGCCUAGCUCGCCAUCGAAUAUACCCUGAAUGGGCACCUGGCCAGUUCAGUAAGAAACGUUUUGCCCAGCACACACAACAACGCCCAAUCACCGGAUGAUGAUGAUGAUGAUGAUGGUUUCUACAGCUGCUGUCCUCUAGCUUCUCUCCCACACAACUGAGCUGAGAGAAGUCAGGACAGCUUUUAUACUGAGGCAGAGGGCUGUGAUUGGCUAAUUGAAACAAAGGGGGUGUGUCUUAUGGCAAGGGAAAGAAAGGGUGGAAAACAUGGACUGGCAACUACAUGGAAUGGCACUACAUUAAAUACAGAGGGUUGGAAGGGAGGAAAUGGAAAACCUGGACUGGAACCUGGAUUGGAUUAUUUUUGGAUGGAUGGAUUUUUACCCUGGGCUACAUAUGACUGGAGAAAUCAUCAGUAAAUAAUACUGAAAUAAUUAAAUUAAUGUAAAUCAGUUAGCAAAAAGCUUUUUCCUCCCUUUACCACCAAUCAGUUUGUACAAUACAUUAAAACUCAAUUUAUUUUACUUUCUAUUUAUCUUUAUCUAUUUUGUCGUGGUACACAUUUAAUCAUUUAUUUAUUUCAUAUGUUCCAGUUCUCCUCACCACAUUUCCUGUUUUUCUAAUGCUUGUAUGCAAAUAAGAUGGGUGUGUCCAUGUAUGUCCAGGGCAGGGACUGGUCCAAGGUUUGUUUGUAAAAGGUGGUGUAGUAACUGAGUCUCUAAGAAUAAUACAUUUGUUGGUUACUGUGUGAUUAAAUCUUCAUCAAUAUAUGUUCCUUGGAUCCAA